AUGUUUCCGGGCUUAAUGAGAAUGAAUCUCUCCGCAAGGAUGAGCGAUCUUACUGUCAAGGGUGCGUCAAACUCUCUCUUAAAAAAUAUUAACCCUAUUGCUAAGAGAUUCAAGCACGAGUAUGCGCCAAGGUUUAAAAUUCAACAAAAGAAGCAGAAGGGCAGAGUACCCGUUCGUACCGGUGGUUCUAUUAAAGGAUCUACUAUACAAUUCGGUAAGUACGGGCUACGUUUGAAAAGCGAAGGUAUCAGGAUAACUGCACAGCAGCUGAAAGAAGCAGAUAACGCUAUUAUGAGAUACGUCAGACCUUUGACCAAUGGUCAUUUGUGGAGACGUUUAUGUACAAACGUGGCCGUCUGUGUUAAAGGUAACGAAACAAGAAUGGGUAAAGGUAAAGGUGGAUUCGAUCAUUGGAUGGUGAGAGUACCCACAGGGAAAGUUCUUUUUGAGAUAAACGGUGACGAUUUGCACGAAAAAGUCGCACGUGAAGCCUUUAGAAAAGCUGGUACCAAAUUGCCUGGGGUAUACGAAUUUAUAUCUUUGGAUUCACUGGUAAGAGUCGGAUUGCGUAGCUUUAAGAAUCCUAAAGACGAUCCCGUGAAGAAUUUCUACGAAGAGAAUGCAAAGAAACCGUCCAAGAAAUACUUGAAUGUUUUGAAAUCUCAAGAACCACAAUAUAAACUCUUCAGAGGACGUUAA
This is a messenger RNA of Saccharomyces eubayanus, 699 nucleotides long. It is a transcript of the gene MRPL16, whose product is annotated as mitochondrial 54S ribosomal protein uL16m. Gene Ontology annotation, biological process: mitochondrial translation. Gene Ontology annotation, cellular component: ribosome; mitochondrial large ribosomal subunit. Lineage: Eukaryota; Fungi; Ascomycota; Saccharomycetes; Saccharomycetales; Saccharomycetaceae. Gene Ontology annotation, molecular function: structural constituent of ribosome; rRNA binding. The record is from RefSeq and is a predicted model, not a curated record. The coding region runs from base 1 to 699 and encodes 232 amino acids. The transcript has a single exon.